Molecule: messenger RNA, 2067 nt
Organism: Aureobasidium pullulans EXF-150
Lineage: Eukaryota; Fungi; Ascomycota; Dothideomycetes; Dothideales; Saccotheciaceae
Product: sphingomyelin phosphodiesteras-like protein
Exons: 2
Coding region: 1-2067 (688 amino acids)
Biological process (GO): sphingomyelin catabolic process
Molecular function (GO): sphingomyelin phosphodiesterase activity
Source: RefSeq, a predicted model, not a curated record
AUGGGUCUUCGAAAGCUCCUCUUCCCUGCAGCCCUCUGGUUAGGUGUCGUCAAUGCCCAAAGCAUUCCAUCCGGAGCAAUUUCCUCUCAUAUCGCAUCUUCUGGAUUUCCAACCUCUGUCUUUUCAUCUUAUUGGGUCAAGCCUGUCGCUACAGCAGAACCUCAGCCAGCACUUUACGACCCUGUGUUGAAUAUUACUUUUCCUCUGAACCUAACAGAUCCUGACACAAUCUCGGACAAGAGCAACGACCCCGUCUCGUAUCCUUCGCCCAUUGCCAACUUGACUUCUACUGGAAAGCAAGCUGUGCUUGACAGCAUUAUCUCUCAGGUCAAGGAGAUCAUUGGUAGCGAGCAGCUCACCACCAAUUGCUCGAAAUGUAUUGCUAGCUUGACUGUAGCAAAGUCGGCCGCUCAAUUGGCCCCGGAACUCAUACCGGAUACCAUGGUUUCUUUGUGUAAGAAAUACAAGUUUCAGUCGAACGAGACUUGUGAGGAGAACUACGAGGCUACUACUUUUGGCGCUAUCUGGACUCAGAUCUUGGCUUUGUCCGAUGUUGCUGGUUUGGAUGGCCAAUACAUCUGCAAUCGCUUAUCGAGUACGUUCUGCUCCUUCCCUAAGACGAGCCCGCUGAACACGACGGGCCUCUUUAAAAAGCCAAAGCCAACCAACUACACGAUACCAAAGGCUAGCGGUGAACGUAUCAAGGUUCUCCACAUGUCUGACAUCCAUCUGGAUCCUCGGUAUGCUGUUGGAAGCGAGGCCAAUUGCACAUCUUCUUUGUGUUGCCGUGCUAACAACUUUAACACUGCUCUCCCGACGGGUGAAAUCUCGCUUCCAGCUCCGUACUAUGGCGACUUCAAAUGUGACAGUCCGUAUGGUUUGGUUCUGGCAGCAUUGGACUCUAUUGCACCUCUGACUGGUACUAAUCAGAAGGACCCGUUCGGCUUCAGUAUCUAUACUGGUGAUCUUGUCAGUCAUGAGGGCCAGCAAGAACUCUCCAGAGAGUACGUCGAGUAUGCAGAACUGUCAAUCUAUGACAUGCUCAAAAAGUUCUUGCACAAGACUCCUGUCUACGCCGUCCUCGGAAACCACGAUACCAAUCCUGAAGCUAUAGAUGCACCUCACAGUCUUCCUGGUGACCUUGGUAUGCAAAUGUCCUGGAACUUUGAUCAUGUCGCCGGACUGUGGCAGGAAGAGGGCUGGCUCAACUCGACUGCCGCAAAUCAAGCUCGUCUUCAUUACGGUGCUUACUCUGUCAAGACUCCUCAAGGUCUUCGUGUUAUCACCUUCAACACCGAUUUCUGGUACCGAUCCAACUACCUCAACCUGAUUGACACCAUUAACCCUGACAAGUCUGGCAUGUUCGCUUGGAUGAUUGAAGAACUUCAACGUGCCGAAGAUGCUGGAGAGAGAGUCUGGAUCCUUGGACAUGUCCUCAGUGGUUGGGAUGGCACGAACCCUAUGCCUAAUCCUACAGAUCUAUUCUAUCAGAUCAUCGACCGCUACUCACCUCAUGUCAUCGCCAAUGUCUUCUUUGGUCAUACUCAUGAGGACUUUGCAUAUGUGUACUAUGCCAACAAUGGUACUAACCAAUCUGCCGGUAACGCCUUGAACACCGCUUGGGUUGGCCCUAGUAUAACUCCGCUUACGAAUGUCAACUCCGCCUUCCGAAGCUAUGAAGUUGACACCGGCGAUUGGAAUAUUUACGAAGCCUACACAUUCUACUCUGAUGUGGAAUCGUUCUCUUCUCUCAACACCACGGGUCCAACGUUCCAGUUUGAGUACAACACGAGGGAUACCUAUGGACCUAGCAUCAAUUGGCCUGCAGAAUCUCCUCUGAAUGCAACAUUCUGGCACUUGGUCUCGGAGCAGAUUGAGAAGAACACGACACUGGCCAGUACCUUCAAUACAUACCAAGGAAAGAGCAGUGUGAAGAGUCCCAACUGUACAAACAUUGCUUGUGCGAAGGCCAAGGCAUGUUAUAUGCGUAGUGGAAGUGUUGCAUUAGGAUCGCAGUGUCCUCAAGGCUACGGAAGUGUACAAAGUCCUUUCAAGCCAGCCUCCUGA